Telopea speciosissima is the source of this 5695-nucleotide messenger RNA. RefSeq names its product 187-kDa microtubule-associated protein AIR9. The record is from RefSeq and is a predicted model, not a curated record. Gene Ontology annotation, molecular function: protein binding. NCBI's taxonomy places the organism in Eukaryota, Viridiplantae, Streptophyta, Magnoliopsida, Proteales, Proteaceae. The transcript is spliced from 38 exons. Gene Ontology annotation, cellular component: plasma membrane. The coding region runs from base 222 to 5411 and encodes 1729 amino acids.
CAGCCGGUCCUAUCUGACCCAACAACUCCAUUUUGUCCUCUUUUGUUCUCUCUCUCUCUUUCUAUCUUUCUUGCAUUCCGGGAAAAAAAAAAACUUCAUCUUUUCAUGUUCUCCGUCAGUCGUGAAACCCUAAAACAAUGGAGGAUUUCAAGCUCUAGUAUCAGAGGAUCUAGAAGAGUAGGAAGUCUCAAGGUUCUUUGGUGUAGUGGAGAGCGGAACUAAUGGUUUUGGCCGAGAUGGAGAGUCAGUCAGUCAGCAAUAGUGAAGAUCAAGUGGAAAAGGCUCAACCUUCACAGUUGCCGAAGCAGUCUCCUGUUAGUUCAGCUGAAAGUGUUAAGAGAUCUUCAAAAAUUGCAAAGCCUGAUGUUACGCCGGCGGCUAGGGCUUCAGGACCGGCGACAUUGAGUAGGAAUAGAGUUUCAGGAGUCAGAGUUUCUGAUUCGAGUGCGAAUGGGGUUAAAUCUACUGUAGCUAGAUCUUCUCUUACUUCAAAUGCAGCUUCUUCGGCUCCAAUGAAGAGAAGGAAUAGCACCGGUGUCUUACCGGAGAAGCAAUCAGUAUCGGUUCCUAAGAGAACGGACAAUGCGAAUUCAGUGGCAGGAAAUAGUAGAAAUUCUUCUUCAGCUUCGGAACCAUUAAGGCGAUCUCUGACAGAAACUAGGCGAGCUUCGCUUCCUUCAGCUGCCACUAAAGCUUCAAGUCCAGGAAGCAUUUCUGAGAUAAAGAAGCAGUCUCCGGUUUCAUCUGUUACUAAGAUUUCCCGAGUGUCCCCAAAAUCCGAUGCUAGCAAGCAAGAUUCUAUUAAAAAGCCCUCUCUGAGGCCGUCGUUAUCAAUUUCUUCUUCUUCUUCGAAAAGACUUCCUUCUUCGUCUUUGGACAGUAGCGGCAGCAGCACCAUCAGGAGAAGUGUUUCUAAGGUUUCUUCCCCAUCCACUCGUUCACCUUCAGUUACCAGUGGAUCAAGGAUUGGGUCUUUGUCAGCAUCAGUAGAUAAGAGUUCUUCAUUAUCUGGUCGAAGGAAGGCAUCGACUCCAGACAGUCGGGAUUCUCGCUUCAUUGUGCUUCCACAGGUUGAGAUCAAAGGGGGUGAUGAUGUGAGGUUGGAUCUUAGGGGGCGUAGAGUUCGGAGUCUCAAUGCCAGUGGGUUGAACCUGUCUGACAAUCUAGAAUUUGUUUAUCUCAGGGACAACCUGUUAUCAUCAUUGGAAGGAAUCGAAGUUUUGAAGCGGGUGAAGGUUCUUGAUUUGAGCUUUAAUGAUUUCAAAGGCCCUGGAUUUGAGCCACUUGGGAAUUGCAAAUUCCUACAGCAACUUUACCUUGCUGGGAAUCAAAUCACGUCUCUUGUGAGCCUUCCUCAACUUCCUAAUUUGGAGUUUCUCUCAGUUGCUCAAAAUAGGUUAAGAUCUCUUGCAAUGGCAAGUCAGCCUCGACUUCAGGUAUUAGCUGCAAGCAAGAACAAAAUAUCAACUCUAAAGGGCUUCCCACAUUUACCUGUUCUUGAGCAUUUAAGGGUGGAGGAAAAUCCUAUUCUUGAGAUGUCUCACUUGGAAGCGGCUUCAAUAUUACUUGUUGGCCCUACCUUGAAGAAAUUCAAUGAUAGAGAUCUUUCUAGUGAAGAGGUUGAAAUCGCCAAGAGAUAUCCUGCUCACACUGCUUUAUGCAUCAGGGAGGGGUGGGAGUUUUGUCGCCCAGAGCUUGUUGCUGAUUCGACAUUUCGGUUUCUUGUCGAACAAUGGAAGGAUCAUUUGCCUCCUGGUUACUUGCUCAAGGAAGCUUCUGUUGAUCAACCAUUUGAAGAAGAUGUUUGUCGCUGCCACUUCAUUUUUGUGAAAGACCACACCUUAAGCACUGAUUCUGAGUUAGUUCUGAAGUACCAAUGGUUUAUAGGAGGAAGAACUCCCACUAAUUUUGUGGCUAUCGCUGAUGCAGUUGGGGAGGUGUACUGGCCAAAGCACGAGGAUAUUGACAAGUUUUUGAAGGUUGAAUGCACUCCUGUCUUGGCGGAGAUUGAGUACCCUCCUAUUUUUGCUGUAUCUUCACCAGUUUCCCCUGGAACUGGAUAUCCAAAGGUUUUGAACUUGAGUGUACAUGGUGAGCUUGUGGAGGGAAAUGUGAUAAAGGGCUAUGCUGAGGUUGCAUGGUGUGGUGGCACUCCUGGAAAGGGUGUUGCUAGUUGGUUAAGGAGAAGAUGGAAUAGCAGUCCUGUUGUAAUUGUUGGUGCUGAAGAUGAAGAGUAUCAAUUAACCAUAGAUGACAUUGAUUCAAGUUUGGUGUUCAUGUACACACCAGUAACAGAAGAAGGUGCUAAAGGGGAGCCUCAAUAUGCAAUAACUGAUUUUGUAAAAGCAGCUGCUCCAUCAGUCAAUAAUGUACGGAUUCUUGGAGAAGCUGUUGAAGGAAAUACUAUAAGAGGGGUUGGGGAAUACUUUGGAGGAAGGGAAGGUCCCAGCAAGUUUGAGUGGUUACGAGAGAGCAAUGAUAGUAGUGAUUUUGCACUGGUAUCCACUGGGACUGCUGAGUAUACCUUGACCAAAGAGCAUGUGGGCCGACGCUUGGCUUUUGUAUAUAUACCCAUCAACUUUGAGGGGCAGGAAGGGAAAUCUGUAUCAGUUGUCACUCAGAUUGUAAAGAAAGCACCGCCAAAAGUCACUAAUCUGAAGAUAAUUGGAGAUACAAGGGAGGGGAAUAAGGUUACUGUAACUGCUACUGUCACUGGAGGUACUGAAGGAUCAAGUAGAGUCCAGUGGUUUAAAACAAAUUCUUCAAAGUUGGAUGGUGAGAAUGGUCUCGAAGCUGUAAGCACGUCCAAAAUAGCCAAGGCUUUUCGUAUACCUUUGGGAGCUGUUGGCUAUUAUAUUGUUGCAAAGUUUACCCCCAUGGCCCCAGAUGGUGAAUCUGGUGAUCCAGCAUAUGUUAUUUCUGAAAAAGCAGUUGAGACUCUUCCCCCGAGCCUGAAUUUUCUCUCUGUCACUGGUGAUUAUUGUGAGGGUGAAAUGCUGACUGCAUCCUAUGGAUAUAUAGGGGGUCAUGAAGGCAAAAGUCUCUACAAUUGGUAUCUUCACGAGGUUGAAACUGAUUCAGGUACCUUAAUACCUGAGGCAUCAGGGCUUCUUCAGUAUCGUAUAACAAAAGAUGCUAUUGGCAAGUUUGUUUCAUUCAGAUGCACUCCUGUACGUGACGAUGGGAUUGUUGGUGAACCAAGGACCUCCUUGGGGCAGGAGCAUGUUCGUCCUGGUACUCCAAGACUGCUUUAUCUACAAAUAGUAGGAAAGGCCAUUGAAGGGACCAAAUUGCAUGUUGACAAAAAGUAUUGGGGAGGAGAAGAGGGGAAUUCAGUUUUCCGUUGGUUUCUGACUAGUUCGGAUGGAACACAGACUGAAAUUAAAGGUGCCACAACAGUAUCCUAUAUGCUAUCAAGUGAUGAUAUUGGCUUCUAUAUUUCUGUUUCAUGUGAACCUGUCAGAAGUGAUUGGGCUCGUGGUCGCACUGUUGUUUCAGAACAAAUUGGACCCAUUGUACCUGGACCACCAACUUGUCAAUCGCUUGAAUUUCAAGGGUCCAUAGUGGAAGGACAGCGGCUAAGUUUCAUUGCCACAUAUAGUGGAGGUGAGAGAGGAAGUUGUUCACAUGAAUGGUUUAGGGUAAGAAGUAGGAGUGUGAAGGAGAAACUAAGUGAAGAUGAGUUUCUGGAUUUGACUCUUGAGGAUGUUGGUAGACGCAUUGAGCUUGUUUACACUCCUGUAAGGAGAGAUGGAAUGAAAGGGACUCCCAGGAGUAUUGUAUCAGAUGAGAUUGUUCCGGCGGAUCCUGUGGGAUUUGAACUCAGCAUUCCUGAUUGCUGUGAGGAUGAAGAGGUGGUUCCCCAGAAGUCAUAUUAUGGUGGACAGGAAGGCAGUGCAGAGUAUAUUUGGUACAGAGCAAAGACUAAGCUCCAGGGAUCUGAUUUGAUGAACAUAUCUAAGGCUUCUGUAGAUGUUCUUAUAAGUGGAAACACAUUAGCAUACACUCCGUCACUGGAAGAUUUGGGGUCUUAUUUGGCCUUACAUUGGGUGCCUACACGUGCAGAUGGUAUCUGGGGGAAACCAUUGGUUGCCAUUAGCAAUAAUCCUGUCUCUCCAGCUCCACCAGUAGUAUCUAAUGUUCGUGUUAAGGAGGUUUCUUCUGGUGUAUAUUCUGGAGAAGGUGAAUAUUAUGGUGGAUAUGAGGGAACAAGCCUGUUUAGCUGGUAUAGAGAAACUAGUGAUGGAACUAUUGUUCUUAUUAAUGGAGCGAGCAGCACCACUUAUGAAGUUGUGGAGGCAGAUUUCAAUUGUCGUUUGUUGUUUGGGUAUACACCAGUUCGUUCAGAUACAGUUGUCGGGGAACUCAGAUUGUCUGAGCCAACUGACAUUAUUCUUCCAGAACUUCCAAGAAUCGAAACCCUUGCUCUUACUGGAAAGGCUGUUGAAGGGGAGAUACUCAGGGCUGUUGAAGUGAUCCCAAAGAGUGACAAACAACAACUUGUUUGGGGGAAGUACAAAAAAGAUGUCAAAUACCAAUGGUUCUGUACAUCAGAUAAGGGAGAUAAGACAUCUUUUGAGCCUUUGCCUUCACAGUGUUUGUCUUCAUACAAAGUGCGAUUGGAGGAUAUAGGUCGAUGCCUGCGGUGUGAUUGCAUUGUGACUGAUACAUUUGGAAGGUCGAGUGAACCUGCCUCUUCAGAAACUGCUGCUGUUGUGCCAGGGAUUCCCAAAAUUGAUAAACUGGAGAUUGAAGGGAGGGGUUUCCACACCAAUUUAUAUGCUAUUCGUGGAAUUUAUAGCGGUGGAAAGGAAGGCAAAAGCAGAAUUCAGUGGCUUAGAUCAAUGGUUGGAAGUCCUGAUCUUAUCUCCAUACCUGGUGAGGUUGGGAGGAUGUAUGAAGCUAAUGUUGAUGAUGUCGGAUACAGGCUGGUGGCAAUUUAUACCCCUGUGAGGGAGGAUGGAGUUGAAGGGCAGCCUGUUUCUGCAUCGACAGACCCAAUUGCUGUUGAGCCUGAUGUACUUAAAGAAGUAAAACAGAAGCUAGAUCUUGGCGCUGUGAAGUUUGAGGUGUUGUGUGACAAGGACCGUUCUCCAAAAAAGGUUCUUGGAGUCGGGAGUCUUGAAAGGAGAAUUUUAGAAGUCAAUAGAAAGCGAGUCAAGGUUGUCAAACCUGGAUCCAAGACUUCUUUCCCAGCAACAGAAAUCCGAGGAAGUUAUGCUCCUCCCUUCCAUGUGGAGCUUUUUCGUAUUGAUCAACAUCGCCUGCGGAUUGUAGUUGAUAGAGAAAAUGAAGUGGACCUGAUGGUACAAACUCGGCACAUGCGCGAUGUCAUUGUCCUUGUCAUCCGUGGCUUUGCUCAGAGAUUCAACAGUACCUCCCUUAACUCCCUUCUGAAAGUAGAGGCAUAAAAGUUGAUUCAGGAAAAAAACCCAAAGAAAGUAUGGAAUCACUGGAGCAAUAGAAUUACCACUUCUGGGAUGAAGUAUGCGUGCAGAUACCCCCUUUUAUUGUUAAUUCUUCUGAAUUUAGUUUCACCACAUCAUUGUGAUUAUUAUUGUUUUGUGGGUUGUGUUGUCAAAUUAGGGUUUGUGGUGGUGAUUGUAAAUUUUUGUGUAUCUUAAACUAUGACAUUUUUUGUAUUUCCAUGUAUACACAGCUUGAAGACAAGGCCUUGGGUUGCCAUCAAAUCAUU